CUCGCCUGUCUGACUCUGACAAGAGGUACUUGAAGGCGGCAUCACAUGUAAACAUUUUGUAACAAGUCAUGGCUGCCCCGUUGGUUAGGAUUCUCUCAAAGUCUUGCAGACAGAUCUCUCGACCAUGGGGUUCAUGCCAGGCUGGAUGGAGGAGCAUGUCCAACAGACCUGUCCCAGACAUGGCUUCAGACCAGGCAGCUGUGGUGGGAUCCUUUCCUCCCCUCCAGACAUAUUCAGAGGAGGAGAACAUGAUGAGGGAAGCAGUGAAAAAAUAUGCACAGGAGCGCAUUGCUCCGUUUGUGUCGAAGAUGGAUGAGAAUUCUGCCAUGGAUGAGGAUGUGAUCAAAUCUCUCUUCGAACAGGGUCUCAUGGGCAUAGAGAUUGACCCAGAGUACGGCGGCACUGGCUCCACGUUCUUCUCCUCCAUUCUGGUCAUCGAGGAGCUGGCGAAGGUGGACCCCUCUGUGGCCGUGCUCUGUGACAUCCAGAACACACUGAUCAACACGCUGUUUGUUAAACUGGGUACGCCAGCUCAGAAAGAGCAGUACCUCAGCCGACUGUCAACCGACAUGAUUGGAAGCUUCUGCCUGUCUGAAGCAGAAGCAGGGAGCGAUGCUUUUGCUCUGAAGACGCGUGCUGAAAAACAUAAAGACUAUUACAUAAUCAACGGAUCCAAGAUGUGGAUCAGCAACGCGGAGCAUGCAGGUGUUUUCUUGGUGAUGGCCAAUGUGGACCCAUCGGCUGGCUACAGAGGCAUCACCUGCUUCAUCGUGGACCAGGACACGGAGGGGCUGGAGAUUUGCAAGAAGGAGAACAAGCUCGGUCUGCGUGCAUCUUCCACCUGCCCGCUCAACUUUGACAAUGUCAAGGUACCAGAGAAGAACAUUUUGGGACAGAUCGGUCAUGGGUACAAGUAUGCCAUCGGAAUGUUGAACGAGGGCAGGAUUGGAAUUGCUGCUCAGAUGCUUGGGCUGGCGCAGGGUUGCUUUGACAACACUAUUCCUUACACCAGACAGAGGGUGCAGUUUGGGAAACGUAUCUUUGACUUCCAGGGUAUGCAGCACCAAAUAGCGCACGUAGCAACACAGAUUGAGGCUGCUCGGCUGCUGACAUACAACGCCGCUCGCCUGAAGGAAGCCGGGAGACCUUUUAUUAAGGAGGCCUGCAUGGCUAAAUACUUCUGUGCAGAGCUUGCAACCCUAACCACAUCUAAAUGCAUCGAAUGGAUGGGAGGGGUAGGCUUCACCAAAGACUACCCCAUAGAGAAAUACUACAGAGACUGUAAAAUUGGUACCAUUUAUGAGGGCACGACAAAUGUUCAGUUAUCCACCAUGGCCAAGUUCAUUGAUAAGGAGUAUGACCACUGAAACCAUCUGACUGGUGCCUGAUAGAUUGCACACUGCUGUGUAACACUCCAUAUUUUUUUCCUCGAAUGAUUUUGGUCAUUGCUGUAGAUUUGCUUUAUGUUUUGAGUUUUUGUUGCAGUUUCAAAUGUUUAAAGUUUAGACUUUUACUCCUAUUAAGUAGUUCCCACUACUAAUGUUACUGAUAGUUACAUUUCUCCUGCUUUACGGUUAAAGUUGCUCUGGUGUAAUGAGUUUUUUUUUUUUAUGCUUUCUAUCAGACCUUUCCAAAAUGUCUAGCAAUAAAACAAUUUGUGUCAUAUGUAAAGCUGUACCACGACCUCUUAUUCAUAUUUGUCUUCUUCUGCUUAUUGAAAUAUGGUGAUGAAUCAUGUCAAUAACACAACAGAUCCAUGUGUUUAAAUAUGAGAUAUGAAAUAUAGAAAUAUGAGAUGUUUUGGUUGGUAUUUUCUUUGAAUGUUUCAGUGCCUUCAGAAGGUCUGCUAUGACUGACAUCGAGAACUUAAAACUAUUUUCUUUGAAGGAUACUCUAAAGUAGGUGGAUUGUAAAGCUUAGAUGCUCCAUCAAUACUGUACAGUUCCUUGUUGGGGAAAAUGAGAAAGUUAUUUCAUACUAUGUCAAGAAAUUGUCUGUAAAGAGUGAUCUGUCAAUAACUUUGACAUUAUCAAUAAAUGUUUGCUGUUGUGCAGUCAACUA
Dicentrarchus labrax (European seabass) is the source of this 2061-nucleotide messenger RNA. It is a transcript of the gene acadsb, whose product is annotated as acyl-CoA dehydrogenase short/branched chain. Lineage: Eukaryota; Metazoa; Chordata; Actinopteri; Moronidae. Gene Ontology annotation, molecular function: flavin adenine dinucleotide binding; acyl-CoA dehydrogenase activity. The coding region runs from base 69 to 1367 and encodes 432 amino acids. The record is from RefSeq and is a predicted model, not a curated record. Gene Ontology annotation, cellular component: mitochondrion. The transcript is spliced from 11 exons.